Messenger RNA from Adineta ricciae, 2412 nucleotides. The record is from the annotation of a GenBank genome assembly. Lineage: Eukaryota; Metazoa; Rotifera; Eurotatoria; Adinetida; Adinetidae.
AUGACAAAAAACAAAGCGGAAAAGUCGACGAUGGCAUUCAAAUUAGAUAAAACACGUAAUAUUGACAUACAUCAAACAAAUAAUCAUCAAGACUUGUACGACUUAUUUACUGAUUACAAACUCAUUGCUCCGUAUGAAAUACCUGCGAGCAGUAUUGGCUUGCUUUCCAUUCUGACUAAUCAGCAUAUAAACGAUGUCUCCUUUUCCAAAUUGUAUCAAUCAAGUUUAAAAAUAGGAUGGGAGAAAGUACUUACACAAGAUCGUCAGAAACUCAAACCUAAUGAAAUAUCAGUUUCGAAAUGUCUGGUCAUAAAUCGGCUGUUACACGAAUAUCUACAAAAUCCACAAAUAUUCGUUCAGAGAACGCAUAAGUUGUACAAUGAAGUGAAAGCUCGUAUGACAACUAAUUUCCCAUCAUGGACUUCGCAAGAUUUGUUUCAAGAAGUUCGACGUUGGAGAGAUUUUCAAUGCCGGCGACGUUUGUUUUAUUUCAAUCACGAGGAAUUAGUACAACUACCGGGUUUAUUGAUGCUACAAAAAGCGGCGACAAAUUGGUGUCAUUGUUUAACGAAUUACUAUCGCGAGAAUAAGAACCUAUGGCAAACAGAUGGUCGUCCGCGUUGUUCGGAGCACUUUCAACAUUCGUUUAUUAUUGUCGCGCAACCAACUGGAUCGGAAGGUGCAGCUGCAACUCAGUAUAUUAAAAGUAGCUCAGGACAUUUUGCUAGAAUGAAUACGCGUAUUGUUUGUCUAUUGGAUCCUGUGAUCCUUCAAAAUUUGAUCACACUUUCCGAUAUCGAUGUGACACUUUAUCCACUGCUUCGAGAAGGCAAUGAUAAAAAAGAGAAGCAAAUGUCUAUCAAAUGGGAAGUAAGAAAAGUGAUGGAUGCUGAGGGUAAUUCCGUUCCAUUGCUCUGUGCUGAAUUUCACACGCUGAAAUUGGGAAAGAAUGAUUCGGAUAGUAAACGUCUUUCAUUGAAUUCAACACUUUGCCAAUUGGAAUUUCGAUUCAAAGUCAAAGCCAUAGAUUUGGAUUUUGAAGAAAAUAUUGUUCUCACUUCUCAACCAUUUGGCAUUUGCUCUCAUGCUCAAUAUUUUCCCAAAUUUGUUGCACAAAUAUUUCUCUACGAAAUGAAACAAAUUCUCAAGGAUGUAAGCAGAAAACAAAGACUGCACACUGAUCCAAAUAUCAUCACGGAUUUUGUUCGACGAUAUUAUAUACGAACCACUGGCUUCGAAUUAGCAGGGCACACGAAUCAAUACAUUUGCAAGGUGUUCACACGAGCCAUUGGUGAUAUGAAAAACACAAGUUCUGUCAACACUUUGGACCACGCAUUCGAAGAUAUUUUAACCAAAAUCAUCAGCCAGAUCGAUUAUUUGGUUUUACAUCCAGUUCUUCUGUUAUUAUACGAUGAUGGACUGUUUCUCGGCAUAUGCGAUAGUCUUGACUUUGAUCGAUCGUUAGAAGGUACUCGUGAACAACCUCAACUACUAUUACGUUUUAAUACACUCGUCAAACAUCAAUGGAACAGUAAUGCUGUUAUGCGAUGUAUAAUUCAUGAUGGGGAACUAAGACGAGCAAGUUUUGAUUCGAAAUCAUUUGUGAAUGAACUCUGUCGAUUGAUCUGUGAAUCUGUGAAUCAAAAAACCAAACAAGCACUUGUUCGGUCUACCAUAUCACCACGAUAUUUCAAAAAUUUCCAAUGGUAUUUUCACGAUGAAUUGUACCGAUUGAAUAAAAUGUCGCCGCCGAAUAGUGAUGCUUAUGAUCCUUUACUGCCAAUUCUCUGGAUGACAAUGAGAAAAAAUGAUGAUCAACAUACUUCCGAUAGACAUCUACUCUUAAACGAGAGACUACCACGAAAAAAACGGUCACGUUCUGAUUCAUUUCCAACCAUCGACUCCGUUACAUCGGAAAACCUACCAAUUCCAGUGAAUAUUGUAUUGCACAUCAAUAGUCCUCAGAGGCAAAGCUCUUAUUCCACAUCUGACAAAUCAUCAAAAACUACCGAACAAAUUCAAUCAACGACCGAUUCUCAAGAUGUGAAAAAGAAAUGCCAAUGGUUAAUCGAGAUGCCAGCUGAUAUUAACAUCUCUCCCGAUGUGGUAUUUCGAUAUUUAAGUGAAAAAUUCUCCACAAUGAUCAAUAAUCAAAACGAAACUAUACCAUCGACUUAUUUUAUUCAACCUGAACCACCCAUCCUAUCAAUAGCAGAUUUGAAAUACUUGCACAGUUCGCAACGAAUAACUUCCCCUACCGAGCAGUCACCUGAUGGUUCGAAUUCUUCGUCGGAACUGUCGAAAAUGGAUUUACAAGCACGAAGUGAUGACUCAGUAGAAUCAAUCAAAAUCAAAGACGAACCUUAUGAUUUCGACUACGAAACUGUAUCCAGCAGAAUCAUCGUGCCCUAA